AGGAAGCAGGAAACCUUUGCACAUCUUGAGAACUCGCCAGCCAGAGGCCUGUGAAGGAGCGCAGUGGUCAGGCAGGAGAGGCAGUCGGAUGCAGGCUGAGACCAUCCUGGAGGGUCUUGAGGCUGGCUUACCCCAGGCUGUGAGUAGUGGGCUCAGCCUAGUCCCGGCUCCUGGGUUAAUGCUCACGUGUCUCUCUGCCCACUCAGGGCCUGGAGGAAUGGCCUUAGAGCCCCCACCAACCAGGCUCAGGAAGGCAUUCCUAGCUUAGAGUACCCUCCUGGAGUCUACACUGGAAGGGGCUCCUGAGUGGGCCGCGCCACACCCCGAGGAGCAGAGGCGCAGUCCUCCCGCGUGCUCCCAGCACACUCCACCCCUACCCAGCACACCCAUGGGGCCCCCACCUUGCUCACCUGGGGGGAACCACCCACUCUGCGCCCUCUCAGGGAGAGGUGGUGGCCGCUGCUCUAUCCCCUCCCUCUCUUCCUCUUCCACCUUCUCUCUCUUCUCAUCUGGGUGCUGGAACCCAAGCGUGAAACUGAGAGUCAGAAAGUCUCAGUCUCAAGGCAGAGCGGGGCAACUAAUUUAA
Molecule: messenger RNA, 586 nt
Organism: Gorilla gorilla gorilla (western lowland gorilla)
Lineage: Eukaryota; Metazoa; Chordata; Mammalia; Primates; Hominidae
Exons: 1
Source: RefSeq, a predicted model, not a curated record